Messenger RNA from Papilio polytes (common Mormon), 1858 nucleotides. Its product is annotated as cytochrome P450 6B1-like. Lineage: Eukaryota; Metazoa; Arthropoda; Insecta; Lepidoptera; Papilionidae. The coding region runs from base 780 to 1667 and encodes 295 amino acids. The transcript is spliced from 3 exons. The record is from RefSeq and is a predicted model, not a curated record. Gene Ontology annotation, molecular function: monooxygenase activity; oxidoreductase activity, acting on paired donors, with incorporation or reduction of molecular oxygen; heme binding.
GCUAGUUAUACAUAUAUUAGCUAUUAGGAGUCAAAACCGGUCCAACUGGAUAGACAAAAAUUUUUGUAUGUCACACAAAUAUUUCAUGUCGAUGGAAUAUCUUAGUUUGAAAAAAGCCAUGUAGUUAAAAUGCAAUGCAAAGAGCAGGUAACUCUGGCUUGGUGGUCAGGUGUGGUGAUACUGGUGGUGACAAUGUAUUGCCUUUUUUGCUGCCAGAACUAUUUUAAACUUUAUGCCACAAUUCUAGCCUGCGAUCACGUACGACAUUUACAUUAUUACAAACUCAUGUAACCUUAAUAGCGUAGCUAGCUGUCCCCCUAGAGUAUAGCUAAAUGCUAAAUCGGUAUAAAAUCACUUAGAAUAUGGCAAUAUUAAUAAUUACUUCUCGAAGCUUGUGUUCGGGAACUUUCUAUUUGCACCCAUUUCGUACAAGGAAAGGAUCAGGAUGAAGAUCUUGCAGGGAAUGGGGCGCAAAGGUAGGUGAAAUGUCCUAUUUCUAUGCGCUACUUUAACUAAUUCCAAUGGUCGCAUACACAAGCCCAUAUUUGUAAUACAUUUCGUCCACAUGUAAUGCUACUAAAACAUUUAAGAAAAAUUAAAAAAAAACAUACAUAAAACACAAAAUAUUUAGCAAAGCGACCAUAAUUAUACAUAUAAUUUGCUAAUGUAGCUAUUGUCUGAUUAGCGUAAACGCGGAUGCGAUAGGCGUCCAUAUAUAUACGCUUCCCUUCGAGACUUAGCAUUCAGUAGCCGCAUCCAGACGCAACACGCACGGCACAAUGAUAUACUUGUACAUACUGGCCUUUGUAGCAGCUUUGCUCCCCGUAUUGUACUACUACUUCACCAGAACAUUUGACUACUGGAAGAAGAGAAAUGUCGUUGGACCCAAGCCGGUACCGUUCUUCGGAAACCUUAAGGAUUCCGUUCUCAGACGAAAGCCAUUGAUAUCUAUGUACAGGAGUAUUUACGAAGCGUACCCCGAAGAAAAAGUGGUCGGAAUCUACAGAAUGACCACGCCGGCGGUCCUUGUUCGCGACUUGGAGCUUGUCAAGCAUGUACUCAUUAAAGACUUUGACAACUUCGUCGAUAGAGGAGUAGAGUUCAGCGACAAGGGUAUGGGAGCUAAUAUAUUCCACGCUGAUGGAGACAGAUGGAGAGUUCUGAGAGGUCAUUUCACGCCCGUUUUUACAUCGGGGAAACUCAAGAACAUGUUGUACUUGAUGACGGAGCGCGCUGACAAAUUCAUUGAAUACAUCGAUACUACUAUACAGAAGCAGCCGGAGCAGUCAAUGCACGAGCUAUUCCAGAAGUUCACGAUGUCAAUGAUCAGCGCCUGCGCCUUCGGUCUGGAUCUAGACGAAAACGGAUGGGGUAUACAACAUGAUCCUAAAUACUACCCUGAUCCCGAAAAAUUCGACCCGGACCGCUUCAGCCCUGAUAAAAUAAAGGACAUAGACUCUUGUGCCUAUUUACCAUUUGGAGCUGGUCCGAGGAAUUGCAUAGGACUGCGUUUCGCUAAAACACAAUCACGAGUUGGUAUGGUUAAAUUCUUUUCCAAUUUCCGCGUCGAGCCUUCGAAGAGGACUGCAAUGAAGUUAACAUUUGAUCCCUCGCGUGCAUUCCUCUCAGCUACGGGAGGAAUAUAUCUGAACAUUGUGCGUCGAUAAACUUUACAAAAUGUUAAAUUUAAUUUGUAUUUGUAUUAUCUUUGUAAAUGUUAUUAACUGUGGUAGUCAGAGUCGUUUAAUGAUUACUAAAAAUCCUUUAUUGUAGUUUUAUCUAGAUUUACAAUAAAGUUCUCCCUUAGUGACCACUCUGUGACUCUGAGUACGGCAGUAAAGGUACUCAAACCUAUUGA